CCUAUCGCUGCUGUGGUGCUGCCAGGUGUUUGGUUCCCUCUGGCUGCCAAGUGCAUUUAGGGGAGCAAAGGGAGCACGCUGGUGGCUUCCCAGAAGCAAAUAAAUAAGCAUGUGAGCAUUCUACUACUUUGGGGGUGCCUUUUCCAAGUAGCCACUCGCUCCUCAUUCUAUGGUGCAGCCACACAGGGCAAAGGUACAGUGAUGGCUCCUACAAGAGGAGGCAGUUCUUGAGAUGUCUUACUUCAGGACUCAGCAUCAAAAAAUCUCACAUCAUCAUCAUCGUAAUCAUCAUAACAAUUCCCAAAACUAAAUGCAAAUUCUUCUUGUCUCUGUUACAGAAAGGUCACACGAAGAUCUCAGCAUCCAUUUCCAGUAGGCAGCUGCACUUGGACAGUCAACCAAGAUGAACAGGAUUCUAAUGGUGGCAUUUUCUGCUCUGCUCUGCCUGGCCAUAGUACAAUGUCUGAAGUGCAACAAAUGCAGCAGAUAUAUGAAUGGCAAGUGUAAUGAGGGUGAAGGUGUAUGCGAGGCCCCCUUUUCUAAUAUGUCUUGCUCAACUUUGAUAUUUAAAGAAAGCAAGGAGAUGAUAUUUGACUGUGGGCUCCCACUGUACUGUGACACAUUCCAUUCAAAGACAAACCAUGUGCCCUUCUACAUCACAUGCUGUGAUACAGAUUUCUGUAAUGUGCCACCUUUGGGACCUGAUGGUGAAACCUCCACAGCGCCAAGCCUACCAGAGAAUCCUUAAGGCCUGGUCCUCACCCACCACCCUACCAAAAUCCUUAAUAACUCAUUUGUAUUCCAUUUUUUGUCAUCUUGGUCUUAUAAAGCGCUGGGUGGUAUAAGCAGAAAUAA
This is a messenger RNA of Eublepharis macularius, 855 nucleotides long. RefSeq names its product prostate and testis expressed protein 4-like. The coding region runs from base 404 to 748 and encodes 114 amino acids. The transcript has 4 exons. The record is from RefSeq and is a predicted model, not a curated record. NCBI's taxonomy places the organism in Eukaryota, Metazoa, Chordata, Lepidosauria, Squamata, Eublepharidae.